UUCAUAUAUAUCAGCAGAACAAACAAUAAAAAAAAGAGCAUUUCUCAUUGAUCACUUCAUCAAUCUACCUAGCUUUUGAACUUAUUAAUGGCCAAGUUGGGAUGGUUGGUUGUUUCUCUUUCUCUUUUUGUACUUGUUACCGAUCUUUGCGAAGCAAUCUCUUCUUGUAAUGGCCCAUGUAAGACCCUAAAUGACUGCGAUGGGCAAUUGAUUUGCAUCAGAGGUAAAUGCGACGAUGAUCCUGAUGUGGGUAGUCAUGUGUGUUCAAACGGAGGCGGUGGAGGGGGAUCUUCCCCACCAUCAGGCAAUAGUUGUCAACCUUUUAGCCACAAAGUUUGUAAGGGAACAUCACAUCCGCAGUACAAGUGCUCGCCUCCAGUGACUUCCUCGACUAGAGCUAUUCUUACAAACAACGACUUCAGCCAAGGUGGUGACGGUGGAGGUCCGUCAGAGUGUGACGAUAAAUUCCAUAGUAACUCUGAAUUAAUAGUGGCAUUGUCUACAGGUUGGUAUAAUAGAGGUUCGAGGUGUGGAAAGAAGAUCAAAAUUACUGCGAGAAAUGGAAAGUCUGUGUUGGCUAAGGUGGUAGAUGAGUGUGAUUCGAUAAACGGAUGUGAUACAGAACAUGCUCAACAACCACCUUGCCGAAAUAAUAUCGUAGAUGCCUCAAAUGCUGUAUGGGAUGCUUUGGGACUUGACAUAGAUGUAGGUGAAGAGCCUAUUAAUUGGUCUGAUGUUAAUUAGCAGCAACAACCGUACUACUAGUAAUAACAACAAUAAUAAUAGUAUGAAAGGAUACAAAUAAAAACAACUUUUGUCUCAUCAUCUCAUGCGGUUGUAAUUGUAACAUCUGCUUGCAUCUUUUCUCAAGAAAGUCGCCUUUUCUUUUUCA
This is a messenger RNA of Cucumis melo (muskmelon), 892 nucleotides long. RefSeq names its product kiwellin-like. The record is from RefSeq and is a predicted model, not a curated record. The transcript has a single exon. The coding region runs from base 88 to 744 and encodes 218 amino acids. NCBI's taxonomy places the organism in Eukaryota, Viridiplantae, Streptophyta, Magnoliopsida, Cucurbitales, Cucurbitaceae.